UUAAUAAUAUACACAUAUAUGUACAUAGAGUGCACAUUCAUCUGUACCGCUAAAUGAGGUGUAAAUGAACAACAAAUAAGUGUAAAUGAGUCCGCUAACGGUUGACUCCGCUUCGCCUGGUCAUGAAUUGAUGUUGAUGAAAUGUGUUAUACAUACAGCUGCAAAUAUAAAUAUAAAACAUCAUUUUCUACGCAAUAUCAGCAUCCAACAAAAGUUACCGAGUCCGUGGAAAUCUAUUCGCUUUCCCGAUAAAGGAUCGAUCUUAAAAUGUACAAAAUGAUAUCAAAAACAUUUGUGCGCGAGGGCAUGAAGCCCUUAAAACGAACAUGGAGCAGCUCAAUACAACGUGGUCUUGUGAAAGUGGACAGAGAGACGGAGAAGUCCAAGAAAGUGGCCAAUCUCAAAUGGUACUGGUUCGGCAGAUACAUAAAUUACAUCAAGAACUAUGAACAUACGUUGGAGCGUAAAUUUCCGCGUACGAUGCACAUGUACCGUGUGUUCAGUGUCGGCACCAGAGACGUGUAUACAAACUUAAAAAGUUUCGUCACUGCAAUAAAGAAGCAGGGAUCAAACGGCGUAGAUAGCUUAACACGGGAGCAGCUGCAGCUGAUGUACACAAUGCCGAGGGAUUUGCGAAAGCUCUUGCCGUUGUUUCUACUGUCGGCUGCACCGUUUACGAAUUAUGUUAUUUUUCCUCUAGCCCUGUAUUUUCCACGUUACUUAUUGACGUCACACUACUGGACGCUGCAACAGAAGCUAGAAUUCAUGCUGUCUGAUCAUAAGGCGAGGUUGAAGCACAACAGACCAUUGUUCAGAUGCAUGCAGGCGGAGCUCAAGAGCAUCAAGGAUGAAACACUCAGGAUAAAAUGGCGAGACAUUAUAGCUUGCUUAGGAAGUGGUACACAUCCAACCACCAAGAAUAUCAUAACUUGUUCCAAGCUUUUUUCAGGCCCACCAUAUUCCCUCAAUAAUCUCAAAAGGAAACACCUGAAAGAAUUGUUGGCAAUACAUGGUAUGUCGCUAUGGAGACCUUUCAAGAAGAAAAGAUUGACGGAAAGGGGUAUGUUAAUAUUGCGAAUGGAUCGUGCUAUCAUACGAGAAGGAGGAAUAAAAGAAAUGUCCAACGAAGCGAUGCGAUGGGCAUUAUCCUUUAGAGGCGUAAAUCCUGCAAAUAUGUCUAUAGAAAGUAUGAGAAGCUGGCUUGAGCAAUGGUUAAUAGUAUCAGCAUCUGUCGACCAAAAUAAUUUAUCUUUAUUAUUACACAGCCCUAUUUUAUUAGCUUAUAAUCAUUCAACAAAUUGGACUCUUAUAUAUAAUUGAAAAAAUUUUAGAAUUUUU
This is a messenger RNA of Acromyrmex echinatior (Panamanian leafcutter ant), 1338 nucleotides long. RefSeq names its product LETM1 domain-containing protein 1. Gene Ontology annotation, molecular function: ribosome binding. Gene Ontology annotation, cellular component: mitochondrial inner membrane. Gene Ontology annotation, biological process: intracellular monoatomic cation homeostasis. NCBI's taxonomy places the organism in Eukaryota, Metazoa, Arthropoda, Insecta, Hymenoptera, Formicidae. The record is from RefSeq and is a predicted model, not a curated record.